Abrus precatorius (Indian licorice) is the source of this 1148-nucleotide messenger RNA. RefSeq names its product E3 ubiquitin-protein ligase RNF181-like. The record is from RefSeq and is a predicted model, not a curated record. Lineage: Eukaryota; Viridiplantae; Streptophyta; Magnoliopsida; Fabales; Fabaceae. Gene Ontology annotation, molecular function: ubiquitin protein ligase activity. The coding region runs from base 92 to 769 and encodes 225 amino acids. The transcript has 2 exons.
ACACCUCACUCGUUAUUAUUACUACUUCCCUUGGCACCGAGACAGAGAUCCAUUCCGUUUCCACCCUCCGCCACCGCCACGACCACCACACAUGGCGACGGCGACGGCGGCGGAGGCAGAAUUGAAAACCUACUGGUGUCACGAGUGUGACAUGAGCGUGUCCCUCACUUUCCCUCCCUCGCCCCUUCUUUGCCCUCAUUGCCACACUCAUUUUCUCGAACUCAUGGACUCUCCCUUCUCCCAAAACGACGCCGAAUCACCCUUCCCCUCUUCGGCUCUAUUCGACGUCGUUUUCCAAGACGCACUCGCCUUACUUUCCCCGCGCCAAACCCUUCCCUCCAAAACCCGCGCACUUCCGUUAAUCUCCGUUACGCCCGCGUUACUCUCCGACCUCGACCCAAACGGCGUCGUUCUCUGCGCCGUGUGUAAGGACCAAAUCGCCCUCCACGCCGAGGCCAAACAGCUCCCUUGCAAACACCUCUACCACGCCGAUUGCAUCACGCCGUGGCUCGACCUUCACGCUUCGUGCCCCCUCUGCAGGUUCCAGAUAGAAGAUGAAGAGGAAGAGGAUGACGCCGUUAUGACGGAGAUGAGGAGGGAACUCAUUGCAAGGCUGACGGAGUUGACGGAGGGCGAUUUCUACGGAUUGAGGACCACGCUCAAUCACAUUGCUUCCCGCCACGCUCUUAUCGAAGAGAACGAGAAUCGUGCUCGAAUGAGUGAGCCUCGCGAAGGCUUUGCUCGUGCUGAUGGAGAAUCAGGUAUAUAGUGUAUUAAAAUGAUAUUGAAGUUGCAUCACCAUAGAUCGUCUUAUCAAGUGUAAAUCUGCACCGACGAUUAUGCUUCUGUUUCUUCCCUCCUUUUUUGGGAAUUCCAACUAAUUAGUUGUAGUGCCAUAGCAAAAACUACAAUAAACUGAUGGAGUGCACGAGUGAUGUGCAUUUCUCUACCCGUCCUCCACUUGGUCCUUUGAACAUCGAUUCUCUUAGCCCAAAUAUCUCUCCAUGUUAGGCAAUAAAAUCUUUUGCAAAAUUCAGCUUUCUUUUGUGUUGUGUCUGAAUUGCCAAAAGUGGAUCUUUUCCACUGAAUAAUUUGUUAUAUUUUUUUUUUGGCUUUACUGUAGAUUAUAUUAUUUCCUGCAAUAUGGC